AUGGUGAACUCCGAAUUUACAGUUCUAGAAAAGUACAAACAAGCUCACCGAGACUGCACAUUCCCGUCUUUCCUGUGGACUUCUUCGUUGACGGUCGUAUCAUACCCGUUCUUUUUAAGAUUAUACAGCUUUCAUUUCGAGUGCUCGCAAGACUCAGACCUUCGCAGUAAACGUUUACCACUUCGUCGAGACAUUUUGCGCAAAACACCAUGUCACGUUGGUUGUCGUCCGUCGGGAAUUUGCUGGAAAAACUGGACGGUCAGGUGGAAACGGCAGCUGACGAAGUCCCAGCAACUACGGCCAUUUUGGCGCAGCGAUUUCUCGGAAAUCGAGAGGCCUACUCCUCGAGAUGAUUCUUAUUAUUCGGAAGACGACGAAUGGCCAAGCGAAGAAGAGCUGAAAGAUGAUGGGGGUGGAGGCGAAGAGGAAGCCGCUCCGUCACAAAGUUUCGACAGCUACAGCAAGGCCUUUUUGGAGGAAGAGAAGAUGACGGCGCAGUAUAAUAAAACUGAGGCAGAUGCUUCUCUAGCGGGCGCAAGAGGAAGUGAACCUGCCCAGAAAUACGAUACACCUGACGAGCUCAACGGACUUCAAAAUUUUUCUAAGAAAGGCAAGCUGUCACCUGACUCUUUUAGCGACGUUUCACAUCCAUCGAGUUCAGAAUAUAUAAAUGCUCCCGUAGUGCAAGAGAGAAGUGAAAGUAUCCAGACGGAGGUAAUGGAGCCGUUACCCCACAUCACGGUCACGGCGUCAGCUCCCCAGCCAUUCUGUAAUGAAUCGAUUCAGCAAACACGGGCGACGGAUUUUAGAGAUUCUGAAGCCGAUGACGCAUUUUUAGCUGACUCGCCAGCGCAAGAAGCGUUGGCUACAUCCUCCCAAAGCCAAAAUGCAUCGCAAAGCAAGGUUUCGGACCACUCUGAACCUAACGGAAAGAAUUUAGCGCUACCACCACCGCGAUCCAACAAUACUUCGAGCAAGAGAAUGCUGGCCGAGCUUCAGCGUACUCAGAAGCUAACUGUGACGCUACAGGCACAAUUGGAUGCCGCGAAUGUGGAAAUUGAAGCGCAGCACAAAGAGUUGCAAAACGCCGCUAAAACCUUGCAGGCCGACCGGGAGCGCGCCGAUGAAGAGCGGGAAGACUUACUCGAUGAACACGAAGAUGAAAUUACGCGCCUGAAGCAGUCCUACGAUCAACAGUUGGAAAUUCAAAAAAAGACAUGCGACGCCGAGCUAUUGCAAGUGACUGCUCGUUUGCAACACGAACAAGAUUUACGGGUUCGCGAGGGAGGUGAUUGGACUAAAGAGCUAGAAGAGGCUUUGCAGCGAGAGCGUGAUGGAUUGCAACGCUUGAACUCAAUUCAAAUGGAAAAAAGCAUGUUCGAUGCAAAAGUCUCAAAGCUUGAAACCCAACAUGAUGCUCUGCAAAAGCGAGUGGUUUUUUUGAACGAAUCGGCAGAGGCGGCUGCAGUCGCGGCACGCCAAGCUGAAGAGAAGUUGGAUGAAGCCGUCUCAUCUCACAAGCGCCAGCUAGCUCAACGUCAAGCGAGAGAAGCCGAGCUGGAGCGAACUGUAGCUGAGCUGGGAUCUGUACUGACUCGUGCACGACAAGCACCGGGACACAACAAUGCACCGAGUUCGUCCUCUGACGCACCAAAAGGUGAAUACUCUAGAGACGAACGUUUUAUUUUGGUAAAGGAGGAAUUAGAAACUGUGCAGACCCAACUUGUGUUGGAGCGCCAACGUACGCAGGCUCUCCAAGACGAGAUAGAAGAGAUUGCAAAAGAACGAACCUCAGAAUUACGUUUUUCGAAGGAGCAAAAUCGCGCAUACGAUCAACAAAUCGAGGAGCUUCGUGCACAGGUAGCGCACUUGGAAUCACAAAUUCGAACUUCCAAUCAAGGAACCAACCAGAACUUUAAUCUCGAAGAUUCUGAUGACGCCUUUGUAGCUAGCUUACAGCGCGAGUUAUCGAACGCGAAGCAGAACAUAGCUUCCGUCUCCGACCAGCUCGUCCAUCAGCAGUUUUUGUCAGAACAAGCAAAAUCGGAGGUUUUAGCUUUGAGGGGACGGCUACAAUCGGCAACGAUGCGGGCUGACGAGGCGGAACGCUCUCUUACCCGAGUAGACACGGAUCUUGACGGCGACUCUCGUCUUUAUGAAAUUGAAGCAGGAGGUUACUACGCUGGGUCCAAAGCAAGACGACGGAUAAAACGCGAUGCAGGCUUCAGGAAUACCACUUAUGGAAGUCGAUAUCGAAUUCUCUCUACGCGAUCAGUUAGUGCAGCCCUCGGGCUUAGAGGAACUGGGAAUCAGCAGAUUCAUCAGAUCGCUAUGACACUGGACGCACUCGAUUCUUGGAUGCUCGAAACAACUGAUAUUUUGAGACACGAGCCAUUGGUACGAAUUGGAUUAGUUACAUACUUUCUUGUGGUACAUAUGUGGUGCUUUGGACUCGUGUUUUUCCACACAAUGGCUUCCGAACAUGGGGAUUUGGGCGCGUUGAAAGGACGAGGCGCCCUCAUUCAACCGACACCUUUGCAACAUCACAUCCCGUAGUUUGCUUCACACUUUUAAUUUGACUGCAAAUUUUCA
Messenger RNA from Phaeodactylum tricornutum CCAP 1055/1, 2592 nucleotides. RefSeq lists its product with no specific name. The transcript has a single exon. The record is from RefSeq and is a predicted model, not a curated record. Bases 1 to 2556 code for a protein of 851 amino acids. NCBI's taxonomy places the organism in Eukaryota, Bacillariophyta, Bacillariophyceae, Surirellales, Neidiaceae.